AAUACUUAAGACAAGUAUAUAUUUUGCAGGGAUCACAAAAGUAUAAACAAGUAAUCGUCAGCAACAUUAGUAAGUUUCAGUAUUCAAUGAGAUCAUUUUCAAUUAUUAAUUCACAGUACAUGUUUAAGAUAAUAAAUAAGAUUGAGUUCAAAUUGUUCCAAUAUAAUUUUUGCACUUUUAAAUUUUCCAUAAAUGUAUAAAAAGCUGCAUUCUGUUAGUGUGAAGAAGAUAAACAAUUUUUUAAGAAAAGAUUCGGUAACUUACAUAUUGAAGAGUACAACACAUCACCAUGUCGAAUCCGUCGUUGAAAGACCUGCCAAAAGUAGCCUUAGACUUGAAAAGCGAGUUAGAAGGUUUCAAUCAUGGCUGUAUGAAGAAAGCCGCGACCGCUGAAAAGAACGUUCUACCUUCCGCUGAAGACGUGCGACAAGAACGACAACAUUCUGAAUUAAUCCACGAUGUGGAGACGUUUAAACCAGAUCAAUUGAAACAUGCCGAUACGAAAGAGAAGAUCAUAUUACCCAAUGCCAAAGAUGUAGCUGCGGAGAAGACUCAACAAACGCUUAUGUCAGGCAUCGAGACAUUUGACCCAAGCAGUCUGAAGCACACUGAAACUCAAGAAAAGAUUUUCCUACCUGAUAUGGAUGUGAUCCAGCAGGAAAAAGAAAAGCAAGAGCUGAUCUCUGACAUUGAGAAUUUCAAUCCCGCAAAAUUGAAACAUGCGGAAACGCUUGAGAAAAAUCCCUUGCCUACCAAAGAAGCAAUCGACGCAGAAAAGAUAGCUGCUUAAGGAAGCUUUUAAAACGAAAAGAACGGAAAAGAAAGGAAGCAGCGACUCGUCAUUUCUUCCAUUUUCUAUAUCGUGACAUUUUAUAACAAUUAUUCAUACAUUGUCGACAAGAAAAAAGGAGAAUGCGAAACACUGUGUUAAUGUAAUCUUAUGAUUAUACUUAUCCUACCGCCAUGAGCGUCCCUUUCGGCGAGACGCACAAGUCGAUUUUUACACAAAACUAUUAACAACGGAACGACGAUGAAGGUUCAGGUCCAAAUUUAAUUUAAAAGACAAGAAAAAAGAAAAAAAUAUGCGAUAAAACUUCACAAACCAUUGAUCUGAUUCCUAAAGUUACCAGCCUUAAAUAACUUUGGGCUUGCAUCGACAUCCGUCUUUAAUACUAACUCGCCAAAGGAUGUACUUUUUAUACUAAGAAAGCUGCACGCAGGCAAAACGUUAUUUUCGAUAGCAACAAAAUUGGUAGCAUUGCAUGCGUUACAGAAUAUCGCAAUGGUACAGCGGUUGAUCUUAUAUUUCUGUAAAAAUCAUAUUUUAUAUAAGGGGCUAUUGUACUUUUUUAAUAUUUCGUACACAUCGCAUUGUCAUUCCGAUGAAAAUUAUGACGAAUAAAACAGUAAUUUGUAAGAA
Bombus terrestris (buff-tailed bumblebee) is the source of this 1420-nucleotide messenger RNA. RefSeq names its product thymosin beta (gene cib). Gene Ontology annotation, molecular function: actin monomer binding. Gene Ontology annotation, biological process: actin filament organization. Bases 290 to 790 code for a protein of 166 amino acids. The record is from RefSeq and is a predicted model, not a curated record. Gene Ontology annotation, cellular component: cytosol. The transcript has 7 exons. Lineage: Eukaryota; Metazoa; Arthropoda; Insecta; Hymenoptera; Apidae.